AUGUCAACAGAACAAUAUUAUAGUACUCAUCAAACUAAUGAAGGUCAUUCAGGACCGACUGACUUUAUGUAUACCAAGAGUACUGACUCUUCAUGGCCUUAUUUUCAACAACCGUCGGAUUCUCGCAAUCGAAAUCUAUUUCCAACUUAUAGUUCCCUUUUUGAUUCAAGUGAACUCAAUUUUGAUAUGUGGCCAAACGAUUCUAAUGUUUCUCAGAGGAGUUCUAUGAAUGAUUCUCAGCUAAAUAUUCAGUCCAUUCAUUCUGCUAAUCCUAGCAUCCAACAAGCUAACCCUAGCAUUCAUCAAACUACCACUCCAUAUUCUUUAAACCCUGUCGAUAGUGGAUUAUCCGAUGCCCGAUAUGGAAAUCGUAAAUCAACUACUCUUUUAGAGUUUCAAGACUUUGGUGAACUUAUUUCAAGGGGAGAUAUUCCACCUGCAGAUGAAACUGUCAUUUCUCCGUUACUUGUUUCGGAAGAUAAAAGUAGUCACCGCCAAAGUUCUAAUUUUGAUACUGGUUUAUCAGAAGAACAAAUAGAUCAACCAAUAAAUAAUACUGGUUUAAGUGGUAAUAAAGUUACUAGAAAAAAACCGAUAAGUCCUUUGUCUCUAAAAAAUCGUAGGAAAAGAUUUUCCCAAGAUAGUAAAUCAACUGAACAAACUACCUCUCCGAAAUUUAUCACUCCAUCUCCAUCUCCAGGAAUUACUUCUUCUUCACCCCCUCCAAGAGUUUUUUCUGUUUCCCCUCCUCCGAGAGUUGGUUCUCCAAAACUUGUUUCCUCCUCUCCUCCUCAAAAAAUUCUUUCUUCUUCCUCUCCAAAAAUUCUUUCUUCAUCUGAUGUUAAUUUAUCAAAUCCAUAUACCCAUAAUUCGAAUAUCAAUGCUUCUUUUUCAGAAACACACCUUCCCUCCAUAAAUUCUUCUUCACAUGAUAAUAAACCUAAAAGUAGACCUACUACUCCAUUAUUAAUACCAAGUAAUAAUUAUCAAAAUAAACAAUCUUAUAGUACUCCUUCUUCCCCUUUAAUAUCUCCAAAAAGUUUUCAAGAAGAUCUUGAUGUUAGACAUAAUAGCUUUACUAAUUCUAUUAAUUCUACUCAAUUUAAUACUUGGUCACAAAGUAAAAGUAAACCUUAUUUUAGUGAUAAUACUGCUAGGUUUUCUCAUUCUUCAUUUAAUACUUUUAAUAGUUCUGAUAAUCCUAUUCCUUUUACGAAAUCCCCUAUUGAAGAUUUAAAUCGUUCAAAUAAUUCUAUUGAUCAAACUGAUUUUACAAAUAAUAAUUUAAAUAAUCAUUAUAAUCAUCAAUUUAAUCGUCGUCCUAGUGCUUCAACUUUUAAUAGUUUUAUUAGUGGUAAAACUAAUAUUACUUCAAAUACUUUUCAAACUAAUAUAUCAAAAUCUAAAAAAGGUCAUAAACAACAAAAAUCUAUAUCUAAUAUUUUUAGAAGAACUUCAAAAGAUAAUGAUCCAACUUAUCAAAGAGCUAUGCAAUCAUUAGAAGCUAUGCAAUUUAAUGAAGCUAUAUUAUUAUUCACUCAAAUUUUAAAAGAUCAUCCUGGUAGUUAUUCAGUUAGAUGUGAUCGUGCUUAUGCUGCUUAUCAAAUUGAAGAUUGGGAUAGAGCUAUUAAUGAUUUAAAUCAAGCUAUUUCAAAAAAACCUAAAAAAGCUCGUGCUUAUUCACUUAGAGGUGAAGUUUAUCGUUUAAGAUCAAUUUAUGAUAAAGCUUUAAUUGAUCUUAAUAAAUCUUUAAAAUUACAAAAAAGUAUUUUUGCUUUAAGAGUACGUGCUGAAGUUUAUAGUUCUACUCAUCAAUAUAGAGAAGCUAUUUUAGAUUUAGAUCAAGCUUUAGAAUUAGAACCACGUAAUGUUUUUACUAUAGUACGUAGAGCAAAAGUUUAUCGUUUACUUGGUUUAUAUGAUGAUGCUAUAAGGGAUUUAAAUAUUGCUCUUGAAUUAGAUUCAAAUAAUGCUUCUUCAACUUUAGCAAAUCGUGGUGAAAUUUAUAGACUUAUAGGACGUUAUGAUUUAGCUCUUGCUGAUUUAGAAUCUGCUUUAAGAUAUGAAGAAAAUAUAAUGGCUUUAGAAAGAAGAGGUUUAGUUUAUAGAGCUUUAGGUAAAGAUCAAAAUGCUUUAGCUGAUUUUGAUAGAAUUUUACAAAAAGAAUCUAGAAAUUUUAACGCUCAUAAGAAUAAAGCGGAAAUUCUUACAAAGAUGGAAAAAUAUGAAGAUGCUCUUACACAUAUGAAUAUCGCGUUACAAAUAGAACCUUUUGACUUUCAAUUAUUAAAGAGUCAAGGUGAAGCUUAUCAAUCAUUAGGUUAUUAUGAUGACGCCAUAAAAGAUUAUACAUCAGCAUUAAAAAUUGAUCCUAAUGAUGUUGGAAUACUUCAAAAAAGGGGUGAAAUUUAUCGUUUACUUUCAGAUUUUGAUAAAGCUUUAAGUGAUUUUUCAAGAGCUAUAGAAGUUGACCCCGCAUGUGUAUACGCAUUAGCUAGACGUGGUGAAGUCUACCGAAUGGCAAGACAAGGUCUUAAGGCUUUAAAAGAUUUAGAUGAAGCGAUUAAACUUGAUCCUGAUAAUUUAAUGGCUCGUGAAAGUCGAGAAGCUAUUACUGACUUGAAUACUGUGUUAGAAUUAAAUUCAUCAAAUAUUUGGGCAUUGACAUAUCGAGGAGAAGCAUAUUUAACAUUAGGAAAGUAUGAUGAGGCGUUACAAGAUUUGAACAAGGUAUUGGAUAGUUCACCUGAUUGGGGUUAUCCUUUAUCAUUAAGGGGUGCUGUUUAUCGAGCCCAAAAUAAAAAUACAAAGGCGUUAUUUGAUCUAGACCGAGCUUUGGACAACAUAAGGGAUAGAGCCUUUAAUAUCGAUCAUGAGACGAAAGCUUUGUGUAAUCGAGGUGCUGUCCACAUUACGUUAGGAAAAUAUAAUGAAGCGUUGGCUGAUUUAAAUAAGGUUUUAUUAAGAGAUCCGUCAAAUAUAUUUGCUUUAUGUGAACGAAGUGCUGUUUAUGAUAUUAUGGGAAAGAAAGAAAAAGCAUUGGUAGACAUUGAGAAAGCAUUAACGAUUGAACCUGAAAACGAAACUGUUAUUAAUCAACGAAAAAAACUUGAGGGAAAAUCAUAG
Molecule: messenger RNA, 3126 nt
Organism: Scutellospora calospora
Lineage: Eukaryota; Fungi; Glomeromycota; Glomeromycetes; Diversisporales; Gigasporaceae
Source: the annotation of a GenBank genome assembly